AUGCUGGGCUUCCCGGCGCCCACGCUGGGCUUCCCGGCGGCCACACAGGGCUUCCCGGUGGCCGCACUGGGCCUCCUGGCAACCACGCUGGGCCUCCUGGUGACCGCACUAGGCCUCCUGGUGACCGCACUAGGCCUCCCGGUGCCCACGCUGGGCUUCCCGGCGGCCGCGCAGGGCUUCCCGGCGGCCACACAGGGCUUCCCGGUGGCUGCACUGGGCCUCCUGGCAACCAUGCUGGGCCUCCUGGUGACCGCGCUAGGCCUCCCGGCGCCCGCGCUGGGCUUCCCGGCGGCCGCGCAGGGCUUCCCGGCACCCACACAAGGCUUCCCGGUGGCCGCACUGGGCCUUCUGGUGCCCACACUGGGCUUCCUGGCGGCCACACUGGGCCUCCUGGCAACCACGCUGGGCCUCCUGGUGACCGCGCUAGGCCUCCCGGCGCCCAUGCUGGUCUUCCCGGCAGCCACACAGGGCUUCCCGGUGACCGCACUGGGCCUUCUGGUGCCCACACUGGGCUUCCUGGUGGCCGCACUGGGCCUCCUGACAACCACGCUGGGCCUCCUGGUGACCGCGCUAGGCCUCCCGGCGCCCACGCUGGUCUUCCCGGCAGCCACACAGGGCUUCCCGGUGACCGCACUGGGCCUUCUGGUGCCCACACUGGGCUUCCUGGCGGCCGCACUGGGCCUCCUGGCAACCACGCUGGGCCUCCUGGUGACCGCGCUAGGCCUCCCGGCGCCCACGCUGGUCUUCCCGGCAGCCACACAGGGCCUCCCGGUGACCGCACUGGGCCUUCUGGUGCCCACACUGGGCUUCCUGGCGGCCACGCUGGGCCUCCUGGCAACCACGCUGGGCCUCCUGGUGACCGCGCUAGGCCUCCCGGCGCCCACGCUGGUCUUCCCGGCAGCCACACAGGGCUUCCCGGUGACCGCACUGGGCCUUCUGGUGCCCACACUGGGCUUCCUGGCGGCCGCACUGGGCCUCCUGGCAACCACGCUGGGCCUCCUGGUGACCGCGCUAGGCCUCCCGGCGCCCACGCUGGGCUUCCCGGUGCCUGCACUGGGCCUUCCAGCCCAGUAUGAUAAUGCUAGGCUUGUCCCCAUGUGA
Molecule: messenger RNA, 1101 nt
Organism: Anolis carolinensis (green anole)
Lineage: Eukaryota; Metazoa; Chordata; Lepidosauria; Squamata; Anolidae
Product: NADH-quinone oxidoreductase subunit 14-like
Exons: 1
Coding region: 1-1101 (366 amino acids)
Source: RefSeq, a predicted model, not a curated record